AUUAAUUUUUGAAAGUUAAUGUGUGUGCAUCUUUUUUUUUUAAUACCAAAGUGUGCCACUUUGAAGUUAACUUUAGAAAUGUGUUCAAUAAAAGUAAGUGCUGAAGUGAAAGUGUUUAUGAAAACUUUUCAAAUUAUGUUGACAUUAAAUUAAAAGUUAAUAUCAACAAUUAAUAGUGAAAUAUAAAUGUUUAAACGUAGUCUGAAAUAUCAUGUUACAGUGAUUAAGCACGUGUGUUUAGUGACGUAAAAAACAAAAGUCAGUGAGAAUGUUAACAUGAUGUUUUCAAAUGUUACAAAUAAGGACUUUCUGUCCCUUGACGGGUUAAAACUGAAUGGGUCAGGAUCUCUGAACGGGACUUACCAUUUUGGUGGAGAAUUGGACAUUUUCUUUCAACCAGAAAAAGUGUUAAUAACAUUAUACGUUCCAAUUAUAUUGUUGUCUUUUGUGGCAAAUAUUCUUCUUAUCGUGGUUGCGGUGAAGUGUAAUUAUACUAAAAGUGUCACCAACAUAUUCCUCGUCAACUUAUCUGCCGCGGAUCUUCUCGUGACCGGGGUCUGCAUGCCCACUCAACUGAGCAAGGCGAUCACUGUCCUCUGGUUCUACGGGGAGACAGCGUGCAAGAUUGUCAACUAUAUACAGGGCGUAGCGGUAGCGGCCAGUGUGUUCACCCUGACAGCCAUGUCGGUAGACCGCUGGCUGUCGAUAUCCCCCGAGCCCCGCCUUCGCCCCCCCGGACGGAAACAGGCGCUGUUACUAUUGGCGCUGUUGUGGUCAGCAGCGCUGCUGAUCUUCAUUCCUCUACUGAUAGUCGCGCUAGUUAGAAAAGAGACGGUGCCUAUAAUCGCUAAAGCUUAUAGGAAUGUAUCGAUACAAACCAGAGAUGUUCACUUCUGUACAGAAGAGUGGCCAAGUCCUGAGAGAAGAAAACAGUUCGGCACAUUCAGCUUUACUAUAGUGUAUGCCAUUCCAGGUUCCAUAACGAUACUAUCGUACGCCUGUAUGGGCCGUACGCUGUGUUCCGUCAGGCCUCCCUUCGACAUCGACGAAGGGAAUGUCAGCAUGCAACAGGGUCUUAGGCUAAUGAAAGAGAGGAAACGAGUGGCGUGGAUCCUGCUGCUCCUGGCGGUGCUGUUUGCUCUGUGCUGGAUGCCAUACAACAUCAUGCAACUGCUGUUAGAUAUAAAUGCUGUCAAUGCAAAGGAUCUCAGCAUGUAUCUACCGUAUGCAUUAUUUAUUGGCCACGCGAAUUCAGCGAUCAACCCGAUAGUGUACUGCCUUAUGACGAGAAACUUCCAGAGAUCAGCUCGUAAACUGCUCUGCGGCAGAGGAGUCUGCCAGCAAAACAAAUUUACCUGGCGUUGUACCCAAAAACCAGACGGCUCGUCAAGCGAUUAUGACCUUUAUCACGAACCGCAUAAGAGAUGCUAUUUGCAGAUGAACAACCUUCGACACAACGGUCACACCCAUGGCCUGCCAAUGGCGAGAGGAAUCGAGACUCGAGCGCAGACCACGCAGCUGAGCCACGUGACCAGAUCUUCCAGAAGAACGGCGCCUGCGCACGCGCUGUCCGUGGAGAUGCUGCAGAGGCAUGGACAUAUAGACUUGAAACGCUGAUGUUACCUGUCGCCAAGAUACGAUUGAAGGUAUCUGCGGAAAUGUUGGUGAAAUGGACUAAAUUAUGAUGGUUAAAUAAGAAGAACAAAAUUUUACGGACAAUGUUAAAAAGUGAGUGAUGCCCAAGAAGAUAGGGUCAUAAAAAAUGUGUGAUGACAUUUGGAAUUGAAACAGAUCUGUAAGUAUUGUGAUAAGUGCUUUAUAAUACUCAUGAUAACAUGUUUAAGAAAGUGAUAUGCAUUGAUGUAACAAAUUAAUAAGUGGAGCCAUAUCAAUCAAAUUAAUAAAUGUAGAUGUUGAUUUGAAAGAAUAUUACCCUAACGCUGUUAAAUUGUUUGUUUGUGUGCCGUGUGGUUCCCGGCACCAAUACAAAAAAGAAUAGGACCACUCCAUCUCUUUCCCAUUGAUGUCGUAAAAGGCGACUAAGGGAUAGGCUUACAAACUUGAGAUUCUUUUUUUAGGCGAUAGGCUAGCAACUUGUCACUAUUCUAAUCUCAAUUCUAUCUUAAAGCCAAAUAGCUGAACGUGGCUUAUCAGUCCGCUCAGGACUGUUGGCUCUGUCUACCCCGCAAGGGAUAUGUAUGUAUGUAUGUUGUUUGUUUGUAAACUUUUUAUUGCACAUAAAAAGAAAUGUAACAGAAAUAGAAUAGUCAUUGGAUAUAGAAGAAUAUGCACAAUGGCGGACUUAUCCCAUAAAUCAAUUAUUACGAUAAGCUUCAGAAUAUCUAACUUAUAUCGAAAUCAAUGCAUCUAUUGGCUACCUGUUGCUUAAAAAUUUGGAACAAUAUCCUGUAUCAUUUAGUUAUGGCGUGUCUAUUAAAAGGCACAAUCAUAUAAAUUGUGCCAAUAAAAAAGGCCAUAUUAUACUUGAACCUGUGUAUCGUCUCAGAAUUUAAAUUCCAUAAAAACUAGAGAUGGUUUGGUCAAAUGGAGAGGAUGAAUGAAAUCAGGUUGACUAAGCAGAUAAACAAGGAGAGUGUGGAGGGAAAGGUCGCAGUGUGAAGGCCUAGACGAACGUAUCUUGAUCAAAUUAAAGACAUCCUGGUAAAGGGUCAGGUCAAGAGUACUGGAAACCGCCGAGCUUGCAUGUAGAGCGUUAUGAAUGUGGAUGCA
Messenger RNA from Amyelois transitella, 2730 nucleotides. RefSeq names its product neuropeptide FF receptor 2 (gene NGR-A12). NCBI's taxonomy places the organism in Eukaryota, Metazoa, Arthropoda, Insecta, Lepidoptera, Pyralidae. Gene Ontology annotation, biological process: G protein-coupled receptor signaling pathway. The record is from RefSeq and is a predicted model, not a curated record. The transcript is spliced from 9 exons. Gene Ontology annotation, molecular function: G protein-coupled receptor activity. Bases 277 to 1617 code for a protein of 446 amino acids. Gene Ontology annotation, cellular component: membrane.